UUUCACUUGGCAAGAAACCGCGAGGAGAAUUGAACCAAACCUUCCAUUCUAGUCUUCCUUCUUCCUCGUCGUCUUCUUCUUCUUCUUCUUCUUCUUCUUCUUCUUCAAAUUCUACCGCAAGUUUUCUCUCAAUCCGGGCGCGGAGUGGGUAGGGAUCACUCCGGCGAUCUGUGAGCCACCUUCUUCGUCGCAACUUGCAGCUGGAUCAAUUCUGACGGGUCGGGACUGUUUGUCGGUGUCGGAUUGGGCUCUGCAGCAGGCGAUUUGCUGGGCUGAGCUCCGGCGGUGGUUCUGAGCUCAGAGGAGGAUGUUCUUCAGCGGCGAUCCCUCUACGCGCAAGCGCGUGGCGUUGGGGGGCCGUAGCACUAAGGAGAGGGACCGGCAGAAGCUUUUGGAGCAGACUCGGUUGGAACGGGAACGGAGAUCGUGGCAGAGGAAGCAGACCAGCGCUGCGAUCAAAAUACAGAAAUUUUAUAGGGGGAGGAAGGACAUGCAAGCUACACGGGGUGAAAUACGAGAACAAUUUUACCGGACUUAUGGGAAGCGUUGUGAAAAAGCUGACAGUCAUUGUUUCUGUCCAGAUUCAGCUUUCCUCCGCCAGUUACUUUUCUUCUUCAAUGCUAAUAAUGUUGGUGAUUUUUCAAUCCUUGUGGAGGUGUGUCGAUUUCUUCGACAGUACAUGCAAGAGCAGGGUGAUCUUGUGAGCCUCUUUGCAGGCAUGGAUUACUCUUCAAAGAAAGCUUUGGUGGAUUAUAGAGUGAAGCAACUUGCAUAUACUUGUAUUCAGGCUGUCUGUAAAAAUAGAGAUAAGUUGAGGAAACAACCUAGUUUGUUAUUUAGUGGAUCUAGCCAACCAAUGGUUCUCUUGUUAGAAGCAGCUGCUUUGCUGAUUGAACCGAAUCUACCAUGGGUCUGUAAGACAGUCGGGUAUCUCUUGCAAAGGAACAUUCUUGCAGAUUUCAGAGAGAUCAUUCUAAUACUGCAGGAAAGUACCAGAACUGCUAGCUGCAGUGAAUUUCUUUCUUCGUUGGAGCGUCUGCUGGGCCUUAUGAUUCCUCACACUGGUCAGAUGCCCUGUAGUUGUCCAAGUGUAGAUCUGCAAUGGAGUUUCUCAUCGCAGCUUCUUACAGUGCCUUUCUUGUGGCGACUUUUCCCACAUCUGAAAGAGGUUUUUGCAACACAAGGCUAUGGUCAAUAUUAUAUCCAUCAAAUGACGUUCUGCAUGAAAAAUUAUGCCGGUGUACUACCUAAGGAUCUAUCUCCUGAACUCCCUGGUUAUGCCUGUCUCCUUGGAAAUAUAUUGGAAACUGCUGGAGUUGCUUUGGCCCAACCUAACUGCAGUUUUGAAAUGGCUAUAGACCUCGCCGCAGUUUUGACAUGUUUGUUGGAAGCUGUUACCCCUCUGAAGAAAUCUAGUCAAGAAAAUAAAGAGAGUUCCAUGCUAAGCGAUGAUGAUGUGAUGUCAGACGAUGAUUUUAUGAGUAUGACUCUUAAUAAAGAUUUGGAACAACAUAUAUUAAGUGUGAUCAAUUCACGCUUUCUUCUCCAAUUGAUAAAUGCUCUAUUUGGACCGUUACGUGUCGGUGGUUUGAAUCAUGAACAAUCUGAUCGGAGGCGGGUGGCAGCUGUUGAUGCUGCUUGUGCUUUUCUACAUGUUGCAGUUGACACUUUCCCCCUUGAUCAAAUUUUGAUUGUGUUAGCAUAUGGAACUGAACUUGUAACUGUGCUAUGGAAGUUUAUUAAGUGGUGCCAUGAAAAUGACAAGUGGCCAGUUUUAUCAGAGCUUUCCCAAUAUUUGGGAGGAGAAGCACCUGGCUGGCUUUUGCCCCUCGCUGUGUUCUGCCCAGUGUUCAAGCACAUGCUUAUGCUAACUGACAAUGAAGAAUUUUAUGAGCAAGGGAAGCCCCUCCCGUUGGAGGAUAUCAGAUGCUUAAUUGUUAUUUUGAGACAGGCCUUGUGGCAGCCUCUAUGGACGCAACCUAAGAUAGCUUGUAAUCAAGUGAAAGGUGCUGCUAAAAGCCUUUCUAAUAACAGGAGUCGCUCAGAAAUCCUUCAGCACAAGGUUAGCGUGGAAGCUUCUCAGCUUCUCUCUCAGCUGCAAGAUUGGAAUAACAGAAGGCAGUUCACUCCUCCCAGUGACUUCCACGCAGAUGGUGUAAAUGAAACUUUCAUUUCUCAGGCUGCGGUUGAGAACACCAAAGCUCACGAGAUAUUGAAGCAAGCCCCGUUCUUGAUUCCAUUUACUAGUAGGGUGAAGAUAUUUGCUUCACAGCUGGCUGCACAUAAGCAAAGGCAUGGGUCUCAAGCUGUUUUCACCAGAAACCGGUUCAGAAUACGGCGUGAUCAUAUUUUGGAAGAUGCUUACGAUCAGAUGAGUGCAUUAUCUGAAGAGGAUCUUCGAGGGCUGAUUCGCGUCACAUUUAUCAAUGAAUUUGGAGUUGAGGAGGCUGGUAUUGAUGGAGGCGGAAUUUUCAAAGAUUUCAUGGAAAAUAUUACAAGAGCAGCCUUUGAUUGUCAGUAUGGAUUGUUUAAGGAGACAUCCGAUCAUUUGCUUUAUCCUAAUCCUGGAUCCGGCAUGAUACAUGAACAGCAUCUUCAAUUUUUUCAUUUUCUUGGAACUCUUCUCGCGAAGGCCAUGUACGAAGGAAUUCUUGUGGAUAUACCAUUUGCAACUUUCUUCUUGAGCAAAUUAAAGCAAAAGCACAACUAUUUGAAUGACUUGCCUUCUUUGGACCCGGAACUGUAUCGUCAUCUUAUUUUCUUGAAGAAUUAUAAGGGUGACAUUUCGGAAUUGGAACUGUACUUUGUUAUUGUCAAUAACGAAUAUGGGGAGCAAAAAGAAGAGGAGCUUGUUCCUAAUGGGAGAGACAUGCGGGUCACUAAUGAGAAUGUCAUAACUUUUGUUCGUCUUGUAGCCAAUCACCGGCUAAAUUUGCAGAUCCGUCAACAAAGUACGCAUUUUCUUAGAGGGUUUCACCAACUUAUGCAGAAAGAGUGGAUAGAUAUGUUCAAUGAGCAUGAACUUCAGCUCCUAAUAUCAGGUUCCUUGGAAAGUUUGGAUGUUGAUGAUCUGCGCGACCACACCAAUUAUGCUGGUGGUUAUCAGAAGGAUCACUAUGUCAUCGAGAUGUUCUGGGAAGUUCUCAAAGGUUUCUCAUUUGAGAAUCAAAAGAAAUUUUUGAAAUUCGUGACCGGGUGCUCUCGGGGUCCGCUUCUUGGAUUCAAAUAUCUGGAGCCUGCACUCUGCAUACAGAGGGCUGGAGGUGCUGCUUCUGAUGAAGCUCUUGACCGGUUACCAACGUCUGCUACCUGCAUGAAUCUUCUCAAGCUUCCUCCAUACACAAGCAAAGAGCAGCUAGAGACAAAACUGCUCUAUGCCAUCAAUGCCGAUGCCGGGUUCGACCUGAGUUGAUGACCAUGUGCAGUGAAAUGUUUUUAGUUGAGGUCCAAUGCUUAAUCAGGACCAUCUUUUUAAUUGGUCAAGCCCAUGGGAGGUUCCCCGUAUAUGAUGAGGUGAGCAUCGAACUUGUCAACAAUGACCAUGGAAAAUUCAAUGAGGAAAUUUCCAUAUCUCUAUCAGAAAGGUGAUAUCAGUGGAGGCAGGACGUGAAAGUCGUGUACAUAAUUGGGCCUACCUCCAAAACAGUCCUUGUAAAUCGACCCUAUCCAUCGGGAGAGAGCCCAUGUAAGUGGGGUUUCUCACAGCCAAUUCUGUGGUCCAACUCGUGGAAAGUACUCAUCGGAACAAUUUGUUUCCGCUCAAACUUGUGUGUACAGUAAAGGUUCUUCUGCUGGUAUCUCUGUACAUGUAGAGACAGCCGAUCUGCAGAUUACGGUUUGAAAGUAUUUAUCUGCAAUAACUUACAAUGAGAUAUGCCUUUGGGAAAAUAUUUUUUGAGAAGUCUUGUUAAUUAUAA
This is a messenger RNA of Punica granatum (pomegranate), 3917 nucleotides long. NCBI's taxonomy places the organism in Eukaryota, Viridiplantae, Streptophyta, Magnoliopsida, Myrtales, Lythraceae. The record is from RefSeq and is a predicted model, not a curated record.